GAGGGGGCGAGGGCGGGCUCCGAGGAAGGAGGACGAAGGAGAAGAUGGCGGCCGGCUCGCCUCAGGCCUGGUCUGUGUUCGUGAGGCGGGAAGGAAGGAAGGCGGCGGAGGGAAGAGGACGGAGAGGCCGAGAGAGAGAGAGAGAGAGAGAGAGAGAGGACGUGAGAGUUCUCUGGAGCCACCCCUGCCGUGAUGGGAAACGAACCAGCUUCUAGUCGAUAUUAAGGCAUUUGGAAACCAAAGUGCAGGAAGGAAACCAGUCCUCUAGGAAAAAGGAUUCCUCUCAAGGGGCUGAUCCUGCUGAAUUCCUACAUUCACUUUGGAUUCUAGAGUAGAACCAUAGAAGAGACUUCAUGAAGCACCCAGUCCAGGCCUCUGCCGUGCAGGAAAAGCCAAAGUACCCCUGACAGAUGAGCAUCUAGCUUCUGUUUAAAGGAUUCCAAAGACCACCUAUGAAUAUUCCUUGCCUAGAAAACCCUAUGAAAUUCAUGGAGUCACCAUUGAUUAGUAACUUAAAAGCACAUACAUACAAACAUACACACAGGUGGUUAGAAGAAGCAGGACACUAUUUGCUACUCUGCAUCAGGCUGGAAACUACAUUUUGAGGCAGAGAGUUCCACCGCUAAACAGCUCUUACAGUCAGGAAGUUCUUCUUAAUGUUCAGAUGGAAUCUACUUUCCUGUAAUUUGAACCCAGUGCUGUGAGUGAUCAGAAAGGGAAAAACAAGAAUCAAGUGUCCUUAUUGGAAUUAAAUGUACAUAGCACUGCUGACAUGGAGGAGAAAGUAUAUAAAUGUAUCGAAUGUGGAAAGAGCUUUAGUCAGCAUGGAAAGCUGAAGACACAUCAAAGGACUCACACUGGGGAGAAACCCUAUACAUGCCUGGAGUGUGCACAGAGCUUUGCUCGUAGUUCAGAUCUACGUACACAUCAAAGGACUCACACUGGGGAGAAACCCUAUAAAUGCCUGGAGUGUGCACAGAGCUUUGCUCGUAGUUCAGAUCUACGUACACAUCAAAGGACUCACACUGGGGAGAAACCCUAUAAAUGCUUUGAGUGUGGACAGAGCUUCAGUCAGAGUUCAACUCUACAUUCACAUCAAAGGACUCACACUGGGGAGAAACCCUAUAACUGCCUGGAGUGUGGAAAGAGCUUUGCUUUUAGUUCAAAUCUACGUUCACAUCAAAGAACUCACACUGGGGAGAAACCCUAUAACUGCCUGGAGUGUGGACAGAGCUUUGCUCGUAGUUCAGAUCUACGUACACAUCAAAGGACUCACACUGGGGAGAAACCCUAUAAAUGCCUGGAGUGUGGACAGAGCUUUACUCAGAAGGGAUACUUAUGUUCCCAUCAAAGGACUCACACUGGGGAGAAACCCUAUAACUGCCUGGAGUGUGGACAGAGCUUCUCUUGUAAUUCAAGUCUACAUACACAUCAAAGGACUCACACUGGGGAGAAACCCUAUAGAUGCUUGGAGUGUGCACAGAGCUUUGCUCGUAGUUCAGGUCUACGUUCACAUCAAAGGACUCACACUGGGGAGAAACCAUAUAAGUGCCUGGAGUGUGGACAGAGCUUUACUCACAAGGGAGGCUUAUGUUCCCAUCAAAGGACUCACACUGGGGAGAAACCCUAUAACUGCCUGGAGUGUGGACAGAGCUUUACUCAAAAGGGACAGUUAGAUUCACAUCAAAGGACUCACACUGGGGAGAAACCCUAUAACUGCCUGGAGUGUGGACAGAGCUUUGCUUUUAGUUCAAAUCUACGUUCACAUCAAAGAACUCACACUGGGGAGAAACCCUAUAACUGCCUGGAGUGUGGACAGAGCUUUGCUCAUAGUUCAAGCCUACGUUUACAUCAAAGGACUCAUACUGGGGAGAAACCCUAUAACUGCCUGGAGUGUGGACAGAGCUUCACUCAGAAGGGAAGCUUACAUACACAUCAAAGAACUCACACUGGGGAGAAACCCUAUAACUGCCUGGAGUGUGGACAGAGCUUCUCUUGUAAUUCAAGUCUACAUACACAUCAAAGGACUCACACUGGGGAGAAACCUUAUAAAUGCCUGGAGUGUGGACAGAGGUUCUCUUGUAAUUCAAGUCUACAUACACAUCAAAAAACUCACACUGGGGAGAAACCCUAUAAAUGCCUGGAGUGUGGACAGAGGUUCUCUCGUAAUUCAAAUCUACAUACACAUCAAAGGACUCACACCUGGGAGAAACCCUAUAAAUGCCUGGAGUGUGGACAGAGCUUCACUCAGAAGGGACACUUACAUAUCCAUCAAAGGACUCACACUGGGGAGAAACCCUAUAAAUGCCUGGAAUGUGGACAGAGCUUUGCUCAUAGUUCAAACCUACAUUUACAUCAAAGGACUCACACUGGGGAGAAACCCUAUAAAUGCCUGGAAUGUGGACAGAGCUUCAUUCAGAGUUCAAGUCUACGUUCACAUCAAAGGACUCACACUGGGGAGAAACCCUAUAAAUGCCUGGAGUGUGAACAGAGCUUCACUGAUUGUUCAGGCUUACGUAGACAUCAAAGGAUUCACACUGGGGAGAAACCCUAUACAUGCCUGGAAUGUGGACAGAGCUUUGCUCAUAGUUCAAGCCUACAUUUACAUCAAAGGACUCACACUGGGGAGAAACCCUAUAACUGCCUGGAGUGUGGACAGAGCUUCACUCGGAAGGGAAGCUUACAUACACAUCAAAGAACUCACACUGGGGAGAAACCCUAUAACUGCCUGGAGUGUGGACAGAGCUUUGCUUGUAGUUCAGGACUACGUAGACAUCAAAGAACUCACACUGGGGAGAAAACCCUAUAACUGCCUGGAGUGUGGACAGAGCUUUGCUUGUAGUUCAGGACUACGUAGACAUCAAAGAACUCACACUGGGGAGAAAACCCUAUAACUGCCUGGAGUGUGGACAGAGCUUCUCUCAUAAUUCAAAUCUACAUACACAUCAAAGGACUCACACCUGGGAGAAACCCUAUAAAUGCCUGGAGUGUGGACAGAGCUUUACUCGAAGUUCAGGACUACGUUCUCAUCAAAGGACUUACACUGGGCAGAAAACCUAGAAAUGCAUGGAGUGUGGACAGAGCUUUUCAUGGAAUAGACAUCAUAGAAUUCACUCUGGAGAGAAUGGUAUUAAUUGACACCAGAGUGACAUUCUAACAUGUACAAAAGCAACUCUUGCAAAUUUUGGAAAUGCAAGCUCAAAGUUGGGACAUUUCAUCACAUGUGGUGUAUUGUAGAAAGGUUGAACUAAAAUACAGUGUUCCCUCACCUAUCACAGGGGUUAGGUUCCAGGACCACCCGCAAUAAGUGAAAAUCUGUGAAGUAUAUUUAUACAUUAUUUUAGUAGUUAUACACUAUUUUAAGUCUUUAUCAACCAAUCGUGUUGAAUCGUGAGAAAUCCUGUUGCCACUUGGGCUCCUUUUCCCUCCCUUUGGCUUCUCCUUCCUCAGGAUGUAAAUUGUAAUUUUUUUUAUGAUUUAUAAAAUUCUUUUAGAGUUUAUUGAAAAACUGCGAAACAGCGAAUCCGCAAACAGUGAAACGCAAAGUAGUGAGGGAACUCUGUACGUUCCAUUCUGGAAGUAAUUAUAUUAUCUAAAGGGAGUUGAAUAAUGGGAGAUAAAAAUUAACAGAUAGAAUGAGGCUUUUAGUCAUGUAUCCAUGUCUGUUUGUUAGUUCAGUUGUGUGUCUAUGUAGGUAACUCGUUAGUCCAGGGGUCCCCAAACUAAGGCCCGGGGGCCGGAUGCGGCCCUCCAAGGUCAUUUACCUGGCUCCCGCCCUCAGUUUUAUAUAAUAUAAUAUAUUGUAUAUACAUAUAAUAUUGAUAAUAAUCUUAUGUUAUACAAUAUAAUACUAAUAGUAAUACCAUAUAAUAAUAUUAAUUAUAUGUUAUAUAUUACAUCUAUAUAUAUAAAAGAGUGAUGGCAUCACGGCGACCCACAAAACAACAAAACUACAGGCCCCCCAACCGCGAAAUUUGACAACACAACCCAUCAUCCACGCCUCUAGGUUGAUACAACAGAAAGAAAAGAAAAAUAAAGUCCGAAUUAGAGAGAGAGGAAUAAUUGCUUUUAUCCAAUUGCUGCCAGUUAGAAGGCUAAGCUCCUCCAACUUGGUCUCCUAGCAACCCAAUAAAAAACAAUAAAAAACACUAAAAAUUAAUACAAUAAAAUAUUAUAAUGGAAAAUAACUAAAAAUAAUUCAAGAAAAUAAUAAAAUAUAAUAAAUAAAAAUAUAACUUACAAUAAAAUUAAUUUAAAAAAAUGCAAAUAACGUCAAAUAAAAAUAACACAACAAUUUUUAACCAAUACCACCACCACUUUGCCACAGCAACGAGUGGCCGGGCACAGCUAGUAUUAUAUAAUAGUAUAGUGGUAUAGUUCAAUAUAUUAAUAUAUAAUGCUAAUAUUGUGCUAUGCUAAUAAUAUAUUGUAUUGUAUGUACAUUCAGCUGCUCUGAGUCCCCUUUAGGGUGAGAAGGGUGGGAUAUAAAUGUAGUAAAUAAAUGUAGUAAAUAAAUAAUUAAUUUUAGACUUGGGCUCGGCCAAAGUCUGACAUGACUUGAAGGCACACAACAACAACAACAACAAUCCUAAUUAACUUGACCAGGGGUCCCCAAACUAAGGCCUGGGGGCCGGAUGCGGCCCUCCGAGGUCAUUGACCUGGACCCCGCCCUCAGUUUUAUAAUAUAAUAUAUUGUAUAUACAUAUAAUGUUGAUAAUAAUACUAUAAUGUAAUACAAUAUAACACUAAUAAUAAUACCAUAUAAUAAGAUUAAUUAUAUAUUCUAUAUUACAUAUAAUGUUACUAAUAAUAUUACAGUAUAGUGGGUUAGUUCAAUAUAGUAAUAUAUAAUGCUAAUAUUGUACUAUGCUAACAAUAUAAUAUAUUGUAUGUACUAGGCUUGAUCGAUCCAUGAAAAAUUUGAUUCUAAACUCGUUUCAAAACUAGAGGGGCAGUUUUUCGUUUUUGUUGCUAUUUACGAAUUUUGUCCCCAAAAUUUUUCGAAAUUAACGAAAAUUCGUUAUUUUCGAAAUUAAUUCGUUAAUGGCGGAAGCGCAUGCGCGGUCGCCCCAAAACAGCCCCGGGGGGGGGGUCGGGGGCUCUCCUGCUCUCAUUUUUUCAGCUAUACUGAUCAAAUUUGGUACAGUGGGAGAACACAAUCCACCCUGCUUGUUUGCUAAAUUGCAGAGCGUUUGCCCUUUCCUAAGAUUUAUUGCACAAUUUUAUAGUUUACUGUGCCCGGUCACGCGUUGCUGUGGUGUAUGGGAAUUCUUUGUUAGGUAGGUAGAAUAACAGUGAAUAGCUUUGUAGCCUGAAAGCCUGGCCAUUUUCUUAUGGGAAUCCUUGUUUGGUGAGGUGGAAUAGAAAGGAAUAGGCUUGCUGCUUGGAAGGUUAGGUACUUGCCUUUUAGGGGGGUAGAAUUGUAAUGAAUAGCCUCGGAGGUUCAAAGCCUGGGUGCUUGCUAUCUAGGGGAAUUCUUUGGUUGGUCAGAUUCAGAGUAGUAUCACUGUUUCAAAGCCUGGUCGCCUUUUUCGAAGGUUAAUCUUUUAUUGGUCUGGUUGAAUUGCACUGAAUAUCCUUGCAGCUCAAAAGUCUGGCUGUAUUUAUUAUUUUGUAUUAUAUAUAUUACUAAAUAUAGAAAGCAUGGCACAUUG
Molecule: messenger RNA, 5654 nt
Organism: Anolis carolinensis (green anole)
Lineage: Eukaryota; Metazoa; Chordata; Lepidosauria; Squamata; Anolidae
Product: zinc finger protein 850-like
Exons: 2
Coding region: 773-2809 (678 amino acids)
Biological process (GO): regulation of transcription by RNA polymerase II
Molecular function (GO): DNA-binding transcription factor activity, RNA polymerase II-specific; RNA polymerase II cis-regulatory region sequence-specific DNA binding
Source: RefSeq, a predicted model, not a curated record